CACCUAUGGCAACGAUGGACAUGGGAUUUUAGCUAAAUUCAUAAUUUUGCUUCCGAAUUUACACUUACUGCUUUUCGAUGAGCUUUCUAAAUCCCAAUCUAAAAUGUUGUGCAAAUUAGAAUUCAUUUCAUCUCAUGAAAGCUGGGAAGUUGUGCAACUUAGGCCAAAGAAGCCAAGAACUACUUUAUGUUUCACUCUCAAAAGCUUUAUCUUCAGCAACAAGUUCUAGACAGCUCUACAAACUCCACUCACUCAUAAUCACUUCUGGACUCGACCAAUCUAUCUUCUUCUCCGGCAAACUCAUCAGCAAGUAUGCCCAAUUCAAGGACCCAGUUGGUUCUUUAUCUGUCUUUCGACGUGUUUCGCCUCCUAACAGUGUUUAUCAGUGGAACUCAAUCAUUAGAGCACUGACCCAUAAUGGGUUGUUCUCUGAUGCUCUGGAAUUUUACUUCCAAAUGCGGAAUUUGGAGCUUAAACAAGAUACAUACACAUUUCCUUCGGUUAUCAAUGCUUGUGCCGGUUUGUCCGAUUUGGAUAUGGGUAGGAUUGUCCAUAAUCAUGUGUUGGAAAUGGGUUUUUGCUCAGAUUUGUAUAUUGGCAAUGCUUUAAUUGGUAUGUAUUCAAGAUUCAAUGAUUUGGAUAUGGCACGACAUGUGUUUGAUGAAAUGGCUAGUAGAGAUGUUGUUUCUUGGAAUAGUCUGAUUUCGGGGUAUAGUUCAAAUGGGUUUUGGGAGGAAGCAAUACAACUGUUUCACCAAUCAAGAAUGGUUGGUGUGAUUCCUGAUUCUUUCACUGUUUCAGGUGUUUUACCUGCAUGUGGAGAUUUGGUUGCUGUUGAAGAAGGUCAGAUAAUUCAUGGGUUGGUUGAAAAAAUGGGCAUUAAGAAAGAUGUCAUUGUAAGCAAUGGGCUUCUGUCUAUGUACUUCAAAUUUAAUAGAUUAACAGAUUGCAAGUUAAUUUUUUCUGAGAUGGUUGUCCGAGACACGGUUUCUUGGAACACUGUAAUUUGUGGGUACUCCCAAUCAGGCUUGUUCGAAGAGUCAAUCAAGUUGUUUUUGGAGAUGGAGGAUAAUUUUGAACCAGAUCUUUUAACUAUUGGUUCUGUCCUCCGUGCUUGUGGUCAAAUUGGUGACUUGGAGUUGGGAAAAUAUGUCCACGACUACAUGAUAAGGAAUGGGUAUGAAUGUGAUACCACAACAAGUAAUAUUCUUAUUAAUAUGUAUGCAAAGUGUGGUAAUUUGUUGGCAUCAAGGGAAGUUUUCGACAGAAUUAAAUUCAAGGAUUUGGUAUCAUGGAACUCAUUAAUCAGUGGUUAUAUUCAAAAUGAAUGUUUUGAAGAAGCAAUGAAACUUUUGAGUAAAAUGAAGGUGGAUCUAAGACCUGAUUCUGUCACGUAUGUGAUGUUAUUAUCUAUGUCUGGUCAAUUAGUAAGAAUACAUCAUGGGAAGGAAGUACAUUGUGAUAUUAUAAAAAUGGGAUUUGACUCAAGUCUGGUUGUGGGUAAUGCACUCAUUGAUAUGUAUGCUAAAUGUGGCAAAUUGGAGGAUUCAUUAAAACAAUUUGAAAACAUGAGAGAUCGUGAUAUUGUAACGUGGAAUUCAAUUAUUACUGCAUGUGUUCAUUCUGAGGAUUACAAUCAAGGAUUCAGAAUGAUCAGUAGAAUGAGAAUUGAGGGAAUGAUGCCAGAUCUGCCAACCAUGUUAGCUACCUUGCCUAUGUGUUCCUUUCUUGCUGCCAAACGGCAAGGGAUAGAGAUCCUCAUCUGCAUUUUCAAGUUACGGAUUCAAUCAGAUGUUCCGGUCGGGAAUGCACUAAUUGAAAUGUACUCAAAAUGUGGUAGCUUGAAGCAUUCACUCCUAGUAUUUGAGCAAAUGAAAAUGAAGGAUGUAGUGACAUGGACAGCAUUGAUCUCUGCAUAUGGAAUGUAUGGUGAAGGCAAGAAAGCUUUGAGAGCUUUCGAGGAGAUGGAAGCAACAGGUAUUGCUCCUGAUCGUAUUGCCUUUGUUGCCAUCAUAUUUGCAUGCAGCCACUCGGGUUUGGUAGAUGAAGGUCAGGCUUACUUUGACCAUAUGAAGAAAAAGUAUAGAAUUGAACCAAGGAUUGAACAUUAUGCUUGUGUAGUUGAUCUUCUAUCACGAUCUGGACUUUUAGCUGAAGCAGAGGAGUUCAUUCUUUCUAUGCCAUUGAAACCAGAUGCAAGUAUAUGGGGAACUUUACUUAGUGGUUGUCGAGCAAGCGGAAAUGUCAAGGUUGCGGAACGUGCUUCUCAACAUAUCAUUGAAUUAAAUUCAGAUAAUACUGGGUAUUAUGUGUUAGUGUCAAAUGUAUAUGCAGCCUUAGGAAAGUGGGAUAAAGUAAGAAUGAUACGAAAAUCCUUGAGAAAUAAAGGACUGAAAAAAGACCCUGGAUGUAGCUGGAUGGAGAUUCGAAAUAAGGUUUAUGUGUUUGGUACUGGGGAUAGGUUCUUCGAACAAUAUGAAGAGGUUAAUAGGUUAUUAGAGAUACUUGCUGGUUUAAUGGCCAAGGAAGGUUAUGUUGCUGAUUUGCAAUUUGCUUUGCAUGACGUUGAGGAGGAUGAGAAGAGAGACUUGCUUUGUGGCCAUAGUGAAAGGCUUGCGAUAGCAUUUGGAUUGUUAAACACAAAACCAGGAACACCUUUGCAAGUGAUGAAGAACCUUAGGGUUUGUGGGGAUUGCCACACUGUGACUAAGUAUAUAUCAAAGAUUGUGCAACGAGAAUUAUUAGUUAGAGAUGCUAAUCGUUUUCAUUUGUUCAAGGAUGGAACCUGUAGCUGUGGAGAUUACUGGUGAUGGAUUUCUUUGCUCAGUCAUGCCUUUGAUUGACUGCAGAUUAUCUCUGCACUAGAAAAAUUAAAGAAAUAUAUAUGUGCUAUAUGGGAUCUAUAACCAAUGGUUGAAGGUCAGACUGACUGGCUUGAUGCCAUGCUCAGUUUUGGUGGAUUUUUAUGACUAUUUUUUGUAUAAUUUUUUUGUUAUUUUUUCAAUCACAGGAAUGAUCAAAAGCAUCAGAUUCAAGCUAAUACUAAAUUUCAGUACAUCAUGUUGUGUCAAUCAUCUGGGGCAAGUUGAUCAGGGCAUGCGUAAGGCAUCAGUGACUCUACCUUAUCGUCACUGAAUUUUGCCCAAAAACGAGCUGUGGCUCUUUCAUAAGGAUCUUCAGGUAAUAAAGCAGUCUGCUUCCAUGUAUCCUCGAUGUAUUCAAGAAUUACAAGAGAUUCCGAGAUUGGUUUUCCAUUGUGCACGAGGACUGGAACUUUUUUGUAGACUGGAUUAUACUCCAGAAGUAGAGAGCCUUUGUGGGAAAGAUCCUCAAAUAUGGUUUCAUAUUCUAUGCCCUUAAGUUUCAAUGCCCAAACGAUUCUCAGAGCAAAUGGACUUGACCACGUCCUGAAAAGCUCGACUUCUGCCAUUUUUUCGUUUCUUUUGACAGGCAAAAUACUGAUAGCUGAGGUCUUUUAUACACUUCACAAAUUUUCGGGAUGCUUUUGAUCUCUGCCAAGUGUAAAUUGUACAGAAGUUAUGAAUAAAAACAUGCCGAUAUUAAGAUUCUUUUGUUUUGUCCUAGUUUCGAACAUAAGUUUCUACGUCGGCUGUGAAGUUAUUCUCUUUUGUAAUGAUUCUUGUUCGACAUACAUGCUUUGGCUUCUAUAUGAUUGGCUUUGUGAUCAGGACGGCAGGGUCUGGUAUUAACUUU
Molecule: messenger RNA, 3714 nt
Organism: Camellia sinensis
Lineage: Eukaryota; Viridiplantae; Streptophyta; Magnoliopsida; Ericales; Theaceae
Product: Tetratricopeptide repeat (TPR)-like superfamily protein
Biological process (GO): RNA modification
Molecular function (GO): protein binding; RNA binding; zinc ion binding
Source: RefSeq, a predicted model, not a curated record